Durusdinium trenchii is the source of this 1326-nucleotide messenger RNA. Lineage: Eukaryota; Dinophyceae; Suessiales; Symbiodiniaceae. The record is from the annotation of a GenBank genome assembly.
CAAAUUCUGCGAGAGACACAUACUUGUCAAGGUUUGCAGCAAGACUUUGGCUACAAUCACAGAGUCUAUGAAAUAACUGAGUGGAUGCAAUACUGCCCGGAUGAAAUGGUGAUCGACAGUGCCGCAGAGUGCAAAGUUGCUGCGAGGGUCAUGGGCAAGCAGUGGGGAGGAACAGUCUUCAAAAGAGGUGGGCACAAGGAUUGCAUGUAUGGGCUGCAGGACUGGAAGGUCUACUUCAACCUUGCCAAUGCCUCUGACACACCAACGAGAGCACCCUAUGGGUCAGUUUGCCGUGCGGAGAAGUGGCAGAACUAUACGAAGGCCUAUCAUCUUGUGGGAGCAGGGUUCUGUCGACCUGAAGGUUGCGACCCUGACGAAAGCAGUUGCCGGGUGAAUGGAUACUAUGGGUCUACCGUCACAAAACUUGAUUGCCGAAGGGCUUGUGAGCUGGAGGCAAACUGUAUUGGGUUUUCCUUUAUGCCAAGCAGGACUGAAUGCGCCGCGGUCAGUGGAUGCUUUGUCCACACCAACACAAGCACUGCGUCGAGCAUGCCCAAAAAGUGGGUUCCCUAUGAGAAGGACUUUUACAGCAUUGGCGGUGCAUCUGGUGAUGCCUUGGCAAUGUGCUACCGUAUUGAAACGAAGAAUCCGGCUGAGCCACGGAAAAGUGGCUGCUACUUCAAACAACCCACUUCUGGGAAUGGUCGCUGUGGCGGUCCGUUCCUGACUUGGACAGCAGACAACCAUGGUCGCAAGAAUUUGUGGUCCUGGGAGAACGAGGCCCUGUGUUUGCAGCGGAAGACUGAGCACGAUGACUACUGCGGAACUAACACGACCUGGAUGUUCGUGCCAAACCGUGCCGACCAGGCCUUACCGUCGACGGCUGCAAGCGCAGGCUGGCAAAUCUUCACCGAAUUUCGGAUUGCGCUAAAGCCCUCUGCUCUAUUCAACCAAUUCGAGGAGACACUGUCCUUCGAAGCCAAGAAUGCGUUCUGUUUGAUGUCACCAACAGCCCUGGGAGUCGGGAUGCUGUAUAUUGGCAAAUGGGAAACUAUGGACAUUGGAGCGCAGUGGAGCAACCUUUGGGUUGUGGUACCAAUCACCAACAGCGGGGCUGCGCCAAAAGAUGACCACAGUCUGGGCAGUGUGAUGGGGAUGAUGAUUCUGGAUUCCAUUCUCUAUCAGGUCUUGGCCUGGUAUGUAGAGAAGGUCCGUCCUGGCACACUUGGCUUGCCACAACCGUGGUAUUUUCCGUUGUUGCCGUCAUACUGGUGGCCAGAGAAGGUGCAUGGGGGAAGGCCCAGAGGAAAUGCCCAAGGGGUUUGA